AUGAGGCAUCAAGUACUCGGCCUCCUCGCAGCGGUGGGCUUUGCCGCUGCACAGGGCGUCACUGACAAGGUCGCACCCCCGGCUCCUCCACCGGAGGGCUGCAAGCCCAACGUGGACGGCAAAUUCGAGAUUGCGGUUUUGGAAAUUGGCAGCACCCAAAAGAGAGAUACAAUCCUGCAGAAACGGGCAGCUUGCUCCGGAGACGGCAUAUUGGUAGCCGAGCUUUCUGACGGUGUCAUUACCGACGCGCUGAACCGGACCGGGUACAUCGCAUCCAAUUUCCAGUUCCAAUUCGACAAGCCACCCCAGGCGGGUGCGAUUUACACCGCUGGGUUCUCGCACUGCAACAAUGGGUCGUUGGCGCUCGGCGGCUCAGCCGUGUUCUACCAGUGCCGCUCCGGCAGCUUUUCCAACCUGUACGACCGAUGGUGGGCGAUGCAGUGCUCUCCGGUGGAGAUCCUGGUGAUGCCGUGCGGCGGCGAUAACGACGAGGGCCAGCAUGUCGUAGGCACCUCGGCUAUGACUACGACAGUGACAGUCCCGCUAAGCGAUGGCCAUACGAAGGUCAUCACCACGACCCAGUUGGUGCCGAUUUGCCAGAUAGACGAUGGUAAGUUCCUC
Messenger RNA from Canariomyces notabilis, 621 nucleotides. RefSeq lists its product as uncharacterized. The record is from RefSeq and is a predicted model, not a curated record. The annotation marks the transcript as partial. Lineage: Eukaryota; Fungi; Ascomycota; Sordariomycetes; Sordariales; Chaetomiaceae. The transcript has 2 exons. Gene Ontology annotation, molecular function: structural constituent of cell wall. Gene Ontology annotation, cellular component: fungal-type cell wall. Gene Ontology annotation, biological process: fungal-type cell wall organization.